Meira miltonrushii is the source of this 591-nucleotide messenger RNA. RefSeq names its product S13-like H2TH domain-containing protein. Gene Ontology annotation, cellular component: ribosome; small ribosomal subunit; mitochondrion. NCBI's taxonomy places the organism in Eukaryota, Fungi, Basidiomycota, Exobasidiomycetes, Exobasidiales, Brachybasidiaceae. The record is from RefSeq and is a predicted model, not a curated record. The transcript is spliced from 2 exons. Bases 1 to 591 code for a protein of 196 amino acids. Gene Ontology annotation, molecular function: RNA binding; structural constituent of ribosome. Gene Ontology annotation, biological process: translation.
AUGUAUCUCUUGGGAUCAUAUCUACCCGAUACAAAGCUCGUAAGGAUUGCCCUUACAUCCUUUUAUGGAAUCUCACAUCAAACAGCAAGACGACUAUGUGCACGAUUACAAUUACAUGAGUUGGCCACAGUCUCAUCCUUGAAUGAAGCACAAGUUACAGCACUAUCCGCCUAUCUAUCCUCACCAAGUUCAAUUCCCGCCCGAAAAGCCGAAACGACCUCACCUUUUCCCAGCAUAGACGGAUCUCAAUCUUCCUCUUCCAAAGCAAGCGCAUACGAAUAUACACCAGGCUCACAACAGUCUUCACCUGAGAAGGACACAUUACGAUCAUUGGUACUCGAAUCAGAUUUACGUCGUGAACUACGUGCUAACCUAAGUCAUCAUCGUACGAUUGGAUCGUACGUUGGAAGAAGACAUGUGGCUGGAUUACCCGUCAGAGGUCAAAAGACGAGAACCAAUGCAAUCACUGCAAGUAAGCUGAACAGAAUUGAAAGACGUGGAAUGGCAACUUUUGCUUCACCAAUUGCAAACCCAAAAAGUGUCUAUGAAUUGGUUCAGCCUCUGCUUCGGGAAAAGUUCAAUCGGGAUUAA